This is a messenger RNA of Poeciliopsis prolifica (blackstripe livebearer), 1735 nucleotides long. RefSeq names its product CMP-N-acetylneuraminate-beta-galactosamide-alpha-2,3-sialyltransferase 2-like. NCBI's taxonomy places the organism in Eukaryota, Metazoa, Chordata, Actinopteri, Cyprinodontiformes, Poeciliidae. The coding region runs from base 133 to 567 and encodes 144 amino acids. The record is from RefSeq and is a predicted model, not a curated record. The transcript is spliced from 5 exons. Gene Ontology annotation, molecular function: beta-galactoside (CMP) alpha-2,3-sialyltransferase activity.
ACAGUUUGUCAGAUAGUGUAUCACUAUUUUAAAGCUUUUGCACCUGAAAGGAUUUCCCUUCACAUCAGAAUCAACCGCGGUCCAACCAAAGGCUUUGAGGAAGACGUGGGGGCGAAAACAACUCAUCGUGUCAUGUAUCCAGAGAGCGGCUCGACUUUAGACAGCUCUACUCAUCUCAUAAUGUUUAUUUUCAAGAUAAGGGACCUCGAGUGGCUCCUCAGGUCCUUUCCAACAGGAACUUCUAGAAAGCCAGUAAAAUCCAGAGCGAACAAAAAUUUGGUGAUGGUGCUGAAUCCAGCUUUUAUGAAGUAUGUUCAUCAGAAGUGGCUGGGGAAGAAAGGAAAGUACCCGUCCACCGGCUUUAUGACCUUGAUUUCCGCACUUCACAUUUGUGAUGAGGUCCAUGCGUUUGGUUUUGGAGCUGACAGCAACGGAAGCUGGAGCCAUUACUGGCAACCGAUGAAAGGCAAAAGGUUUAAAACUGGACCUCAUCCCGGAAAACUGGAGUAUGCAGCGAUGGACAGGCUGGCUGAUGAAAACACAAUCUACUUUUAUAAAGGAAAUUGAUUAUUUCCAGAGACGUGAAGCUUAGUUGCUUUUUUUUUCUUUUUGAAGUUUUAGUCAUCUCCCAAAAAGUUAGAAAAAAAAGAAGCAAUGAAUAAACUGAAACUGAAACUUAGACCUGAAAGCUCAGACUUUCAGGUCUAAGUUUCAGCUUUAAAGGAAAAUAUAAUACAACCACUUUACAACUGAUAAGAAAGUGGCAAUGAUCUAAACACACAACUUUAUCGGCAUAAUUUGCAUGCCAGGUUACGUGCAUUGUUAUUAUUAUUAUUAUUUUUUUUUUUUAUUAUUAUUAUUUUUCACAUCAGCUAGCCUGUGACUACUAAUGCUUGUCCUGAAAUAACAAUUGUACUUGCACAAGUGUAGGAUUUAUUCUUAUUUUUUACUGGAGUGGAUAUGUCUUCUGUCUCUUGACACUUUCUAUUUAUUAUUUAUCAAGUCAUUGUGGGAUAUGAAAUGUAAACUUUUUAAAAUGGGAUAUUUAUAAUUUUUUUUGUAUUUUCAGGGGGGGUUUUUAUGUUAAGCUGGAAGUGGACAUAUCAUACUUUUAAAUUCCUCCUUUUCACACUUAAACCGUUCACUUGUGGUCUGUUUGAAGUAGAACUGCAAUGCUUUGGUCUGAAUUCCUGGUUGUCGUAUCUCCACAGACCUCUCCUUUACCACUGAAGCAAGUUGUAGAGCAACUCAUAUAAGAGCAACUUGUACUCGAGCAACUCGUUUUGGAGCAAUUUGUUUUGGAGCAACUUGUUUUGGAGCAACUUGUUUUGGAGCAACUCGUUUUGGAGAAAUUCUUUGUGAUUUGUGGUCCAAGAUCAGCAAAACUGAGCUUGGACCACGAAAUCACUGCGAGGGAAAAUGGCGGGUAAGCCAGAAGUCGUGACCUUGUUUUGCAGUUCCACAGCAAAUGCAGUGACAACACAAACAAGAAACCAUAACAACAAAUACAGGAAAAUGAACAGAAUAAAAAAUAUAACCCAAAAAGAAUUUGAAAAUAUCCAAGCAGCGACGGGAGAGAAUGAAUUCAAAAAUGUUGCACCCCUAAACAGAGGACCCAAUAAAACAUAUUUAAGGGGGAACAAAGUGGGUUUUGCAUGAUAUGUCCACUUUAAGACUAAAUGGUGAUGCUGCUGUUAAAUGGUUUACAACUGAUAAUAAACUGGUACUAAACUGG